This is a messenger RNA of Xenopus laevis (African clawed frog), 3309 nucleotides long. RefSeq names its product taste receptor type 1 member 2-like. Lineage: Eukaryota; Metazoa; Chordata; Amphibia; Anura; Pipidae. Bases 1571 to 2338 code for a protein of 255 amino acids. The transcript has 2 exons. The record is from RefSeq and is a predicted model, not a curated record.
UGAGGGGCAUGCCACAUUUGUCUUAGGGUGGGCUCAUGUCUAGGGAAUUAGAGGAUCUUUUGUCUUUAUGUUGCUUCCCAGUUUUUGCACUUGGACACGUUUUUGGAGCAGGAGGAUCACUGGAAUUGCUGGAGGAGUCCUGGGCAGCGGGUGUGCAGAGCUGUUGUGCAGAAGGAAGUACGUGGGCGGCUCUGCAGGGAGGAAGAAGGUAAGUGAAGUAGCAGACGUUCCUUGUGAUGUCGUAGAAUUGACAGCCCCCUAGCCUCAUUGCCUAGGGGGUUGUCUUACCUCCCCACUCUCUGUGGAGGCAGCAAAAGCCACUGAUGCAGAGAAAAAGCUCAGCUGCUAAAGAACAUAUGCUGUACAUUCUUUGCAGCCUGAGAAUUUGCGUCAGCACGUGAUUAAGGAUUAACAAGGCAAAACAUUUUUUAAUUUUUCAUGAACUGGAAAAAUAAAUAAAUAAAGUAGUUAGAAACUAUUCCCAUGAACUAACUAACCAACCUUUUUUCUCCGUGAUUUUCUCAAAUUGUGGACAAAAUGCUAACUCAGUUUUUUUUAUAAAUGAGCUCCUUGGUUUCAGAGGGAGGCCGAUUGUUUGAUGAGAACAGAGGAAAAGCAGAGAUUUUGAACUGUUAUUUCUAUCUGUCUACACAACAGAGAGCUAAACUAAUGAUGGCUUAACUUUUAAUAGAGACAAUCAAGGUCCCAAAGUAGAUUCACAUACCUCAACAAAAACAUGGAAGCUUACAUAUCUGAGCCUUCAGCUAAGGGAGCAGAUCCAAACCCUAUUGAUGAAUAAGCUGAGAGUCAUUCCUGUUCAUAAAGUUCACAUUUUCCUCAUACAAAUCUUUAAGUAAAUUUUGGCAUUAAAUUCUGUGUGCUCCCAGUUCUUUAGGCACUAGUUUUCUGCAUCAAGUGUGAGAGUCCAGGAGCUGCCACUACCUGCGGAGGUGGCAAUAGCUCCAGGGUUCCGCUAUGCCAAUGAAUGGAAGUGGUUUUGAAAGCAAGUACCUUUAAGGAAUGGCAUUUUUUUGCAUUGACUACAUUAACUACGCUACUACAACUGCACUUGUGGCCCGUAAUCCUAGUAGGUGGUACUAAGGAUGUGGUAACCACAAUGAGAUUUACAUUAUUGUGAAAUAAAGCAAGUCUCUAUGUAGCUCGUCGCAUAUAUGGAAUAAUGACCACAUUCUGAUCAUAUUUAAGGAAUAUGGAAGUAUAAUUCUUGGACCUUGGAAAGCCACAGUCCAGUUCACAGUCACACAAUACAAUACUAUAAAAAAGGAAGAAUAAUGUUAUUACUUUCUGUUUUUUCUGCUUCCCAUUCCUUGUAGAACUGAUAUAUUUGGCUUCAGACACAAAGCAGCAAUUAAACAAGAUUCGUAUGAAACUGAUUUAGCAACAGCCCAGGGAUCUCUCUGUUUUAGCAAAAGCUAAUCAGUGUUUGUAUAAUGUACAGGGUAGUGAAUAGAAUGUAGUGGAUUUGUUAUAUAAACAGAGGUUUGUCAGAGCCGAGUUCCCCACUGCUUCUCUGAGCCAAGGCUGAGAUGUGAUUGUUAUAUCUGACUAUAUGAAACAUGGGCAAUAUGAAAGGCUGGUGACUUGCAACUGUCUGGAAGUCUGUGUCUGUGUCAGACAAGUUGCUGCUAUUACAUUACUGAGACAACAGUACAACAUGCACACAAAUCCUUUCCUCUUGCUAUUUUGUUGUGACCUGUCUCUGUUAAUUAUCUCUGCUGUCUCUGCUGCUGUCUCUGCUGUUGUUGAGGAGAAGUUGAACCCCCAAUGUUCCUUAAAGAAUUACUUCAAAAGUGAUCAUCUGUACCAGGCUGGGGACAUUUUACUGGGAGGAAUAAUGCAGAUGAGCUUUGAUCGAAAACGAUUCGAACCUGAUAAUAUACCAAUGGUUAAUGCUUUCAGGUCAAAGUUUAACUUUGAUAAUGCUGCUGAAUUUUACUAUCAUCACUAUCUGGCACUCAAGUUCACCAUUGACGAGAUAAAUCAAAGAACUGACAUUUUACCCAACAUCACCCUGGGAUAUAUGGUGUGUAAUACAUGGGCUCUAGAAGGAAGAUCAAUGAGGUCUGUGAUGUCAAUACUGUCAGGAGGAAGAGAAUUAGUUCCCAAUUAUGAGUGUGAGCCGAGGGGAGUCCUGGCUGGUUUCAUUGGAGAUUUGACAUCUGAAUCUUCCUACAUAAUGUCCCACCUCACUGGCUUGUACCAUUACCCUCAGGUACUGUACUGCAAGGAGUUUCUUCAUAUUUUAGCAAUGUUCUAUGUUUCUUUCCUCACUAACUUGCAGCAGUCCCUCAGGUACUAUAGUGGGGCUCCUCACUGACUUUACCCUGACUGAGUCUGUCCUCACUGGGUCCCACCAUUACCCUCAGCUACUGCAUUGUUAUGUAGAACUUUAACCAGGAACAUAAGAAUAGAUCACUUUCUUUGGUCAGGUUGUUAGAAAAUGUAGUAAACUACGGUUAUUAAAACAAGGUGCUAUGUGAUUAAUGUUGUCUUUUGACCUGUAACAAUGAUAUAAUUUCAAUCCAAUGGGACAUGAUUUGCUUUUUAUUGUCAUUAUGAUGGACUGGAACUUUUAGCCAAUUAAACCUUUCAGUGCAUUGUUGUUGAAAUUCCUUGCCUAGGCCUGUAACAACCUUUCUGCCUUGAAAUAUAAUAUUUACAUAGGCCUAUGGGAAAUAACAAGCUGGCGGCUUUGUCAAGAAAAUCCUGAAAAGGAUAAGUAUAUUUUAUUGACUGUUAUUUUGAUGCAAACUUGAGCAUUUCUGAGCCAAAGUGUGACUGCACCCAACUGAACUGAAGGGAUACUUCCAUGCAAUAUUUGGGAAUCUGCUAAAGUUCUGGGAGCAGAUGAUAUUCACCCCAGGGUACUAAACAAGAUCAGCUCUGUGAUGGCCAAACCUCUUUAUUUACUCUUUCAGGAAUCAUUGAGGUCUGGCACAGUGCCGGGACACUAUAUAAUUGCUAAUGUGGUGCUGCUAUUUAGCCUAUAAAUAUUGGCCGGUUAGUCUGACAUCAGUGGCUUUUAGAAGGGCUAAUAAGAGAUGAUACUUGACUUCAAUUUAUGGUUUUAUAUGUAACAGAUCUGCCCAGAGCAGUGUAGCAGCAGCAGCAGGAGUUACACACAGAGCUCAGGUGAUUGUGAACACAACUGCACAAAUGGGAUGAGACAAAGAAAACUCAGAAAUAGCAACUUGCCCCUAACAGUAACGAAAGCUGUCAGGAAUCACCUCGAAAUGUCUCAGUUUACUUUAUCAAAUACUCUACAUUCAUCCACUUCUCACUCACUUG